Messenger RNA from Cataglyphis hispanica, 3894 nucleotides. RefSeq names its product myosin-J heavy chain-like. Lineage: Eukaryota; Metazoa; Arthropoda; Insecta; Hymenoptera; Formicidae. The transcript has 7 exons. The coding region runs from base 1 to 3894 and encodes 1297 amino acids. The record is from RefSeq and is a predicted model, not a curated record.
AUGGAGACGCAGCCCAAAGCUCUGAAUAUCGACACUUUGUCCAAAUCCGACGAGAAAUUAUCGUCUUCCUUUAUACCGAGAUAUCAUACUUUGGAGACCUCCGUCAAGCAAGCUUCAUCAAGUCAGACAGAUUACAUUAGUAAAGGCCGGGUAUUAGCUGAAAAUAAUGGACUCGAAAAUGUUAUGAAAUGUAACUACCCAGGUAAAAGCGAAACAAUGAACUUACCGAGAUCAUCUUCUAUGGAACUACCUUUUACAGAAUCAUUCGAUACAAAAUUGAAUGAUACUGAAUUAGCGCGAUCAAUAUUAAACAUCACAUUCAAGCAGAAAUUCUUCUCUGAACUUCUUCAAGAGUACAUUCAGGCGAUUGAAAGCGAUAAUAAAUCGAAAAAUUAUGAAGAGCCGUACUCUGCGAAAUCGUCUACAGCAGAAUCAUCCUUUACGGAACUAUUGAAUGUAAUAAGAAACAAGACAAAAAAUGUUCCCGAAUUGAAAUUCAAACAUUUGUCAGAAAUAAGAAAAAUUUACGAUCAGAUCAUAGUUACGCAAACAAAAGUGAAGAUGGAAGAAACGUUUUUCUACAUGAUUCGUGAAAAUCAAAUUGUUCAAGAAGACAUUUUAAACGAUACGAUCAAAAACAGUAAAAGCAAUGAAAAAUCUAAGCUCAAUAAAUCAAAGAGCUAUGAGAAAUCUUGUUCUAAAAAAUCGUCUGCUGCUAAAUCUUUCCCUACGAAAUCAUUAGACACGACGAAGAACAGGAAUAAACGUUUAGAUGAACUAAAUAAAAAACUUAGCAGAUUGUCAGAAAUAAGACAGGAGUACGAAAAUCUGAUAGAAGCACUGGCAAAAACGGCGAUUGAAGAAGUAUUUCUUUUUGGAGCCUGCAUUGAACAGAUCCCUCAAGGGGACAAUUUAGACAAUACGACUGAACACAAUGAAAACGACGAAAAAUCGAGGGAUUUUCAAAAGAAAAAAAAGAAAAAGUGGCAGAAGCAUCAGAAGACUGACAUACCAUCAUUUAAAUCUGCGGACGCUUCAGCGAAAAAUUUGGAUGCACAAAAAUCUACAGAUUCAACGACUAAUAUUCAUUGUACUACAUUAAAUUCAUCUACAUCAGACAAUCAAUCAAAUAUUACGAACGAGAAAUAUACGGGCUCCAAGGAUCCUCUGGAUUGCAUGGACUGGUUAUUUACACAAAUGGCUGAGGAUGGAUUAUCGCUGCGGGAACCCAAGAUUUCAGAACGACCAAAAUUUUUACAAACUGAUAUUAUGGAGAAGCAGCCCAAAUCUUCGAAUAUCGACGAUUCUUACAAAUCUGAUAAGAAAUCAUUCCAAUCUCUACCGAGGCAUCAUGAUUUGAAGACAUUCACUCAGCAAGCUUCACCAAAAUCUUCCCCCAUGGAACAAUUGAACGCGAUAAAGAACAGGAAUAAACGUUUUCACGAAUUAUAUGAAAAGUUUGAACAAUUGUCAGAAAUGAGAAGGAAGAAUGCAGAUGCAGAUUCAGAGGAGCAAGUAAAAGCAAUAUUUGAGGAAACGUUGCUUUCUCGAGAUCGUACUGAACAAAUGCCUAGAGAACUCAAUUUAAACAAUACGACCGAAAGCAAUGAAAACGACGAAGGAUCGAAUGAUUAUCAAAAUAAAGAUAAAGAAAUGCGUCCCAAGAUAGAUGAGGAGUCAUUUAUAUCUGCAAACGCUCCAGUGGCAAAAGAAUCCCAAUCCUCGCAAGAACGUGUUAAGAAGAUUGAAAGUGACAGUAAAUCGAAAAAUGAGGAAUCCAUGGAAUUAUCUCGCGCAGAAUUUUCUUUUGCCGGAUCACGGAACGUUUAUUCCGAUCGUUUUCAAGAAUACUUACAGAAUAUUCACAGUUUUAAUGAAUGGUAUAACGAGGAAUUGGACGUGAUGAGAAAAGGAAUAAAAGAUUUUGGCGUGCUAAAUUUGGAAACGUCACUUAUAAACGAAACGUAUCAUAAAUUAAUAGCUAUGCGAGCAAGUGAAAAAAUUAAGAAACAAUUUCUCUAUGAAGUUUGUAUGAAGGAAAUUAUUCAAGAAGACAAUUUAAACAGUACAUCUGAAAACAGCGAAAGCAACAAAAAAUCGAAGGAUAAUAAAGGCAAAAAUUAUGAGGAAUCAGCUGUGGAUUCGUCUCCUCCAAAAUCUUCCACCGCCGAACAAUUGAACGCGAUAGAGAACGAGAAUAAACGUCUCCACGAACUAUAUGAAAAAUUUGAACAAUUGUCAGAAGUGAGAAAAAGAUAUGAUGAUCUCGUAGAGACACAUGCCAAAGCAAUUGUCGAUAUAUUUUUCUUUGAAAACAGUACGAGCGACGAAAAAUCGGAGGACGAUAAAUCGGAAACUUCUAAUCAAUUAUACUCUAUAGAGUCGUUACCUGCAGAAUCUUUCUCUAUGGAACCGGCAAAUAUGCGAGCAAGUGUAAAAAUUAAGAAACAAUUUCUUUAUGAAAUUUACAUGAAUCAGAUUAUUCAAGAGGACAAUUUAAACAGUACAGCUGAAAAUAGUGAAAGUAACGAAAAAUUAAAGGACAAUAAAUCAGAAAACUGUAAGGAAUCGUACUCUACAGAAUCGUCUCCUUCAGAACCUUCCUCCGCGAUGCAAUUAAACACAAUAAAGAAAAGAAAUAAACGUCUUCAUGAACUAUAUGAACUAUUUGAACAAUUAUCAAAAAUAAGAAUUAUUUUCGAUAAUAUAACAGAGAGAGAAGUAAAAGCGAGAAUUGAGAGAAUACUUCCGUUUGAAGCUCGUACUGAGCAAAUUUCUCAAAAAGACAAUUUAUAUAGUACGACCGAAAACAGUAAAAAUGAGGAAAAAUCUAAGAAUUAUCAAAAUGGAGAAAAAGAAAAUUGUCACAUGGAUCAGAAAAUUGAUGAGAAACCGUCAUUUAGAUCUACGGACGCUGCAGUGGCAAAAGAAUCCCAAUCAUCGCAAAAAUCUCAGCCCUUAGAGAUAAAAGAAGAUGCGAUUCUCAUGAGUGAAAAAGUUGCAAGAAAAAAUGAUUUAAACAGUAUGGAUGAAAACAAAGAUAACAAAAAACCAUUGGACUAUCAAAGUACAAAAAAUAAAAUUUGUCCUUUCGUUCCAAGAAAGGUUCCGUUCCUUUGUCUGCCAAAAAGCAAUAAUAAUGACAAUCAUAAGGACAAUAAUACUUCCAUUGUUGGCGAAUGGACAAAAGAUUUUCUCGAUUUAAAUAAAAUUGUACAAUUCUUGACCGAGUAUCAUCAGCAAAAUUCACCUCUUUUAAAAGUAGUAGCAUUCAUCGAUGCUAGGAGCGACUGCGACAAAUCGUACACAGUGGACAUUAUAAGAAACAGUUUGCGCAGAAGAAAAAUAAAUGAGAAUUUCCCAUUAGCUUUGUAUCCGGAAUUUAUUAUUCUGAAGAACUUGGGAGUCAAGCAUUAUAAUAUAAAGUUUACGGAAUGUAUCAUAAACUUUAUAAAAAGGUUUCAAAAAUCAAACAGCGAUAACCGAUUUACCAUAAUUACGAAUUUCAAAGUCGAACACAAGGCUUACAAUUUCACGCCUAGUAUAGAUUUACAUCGAACUAUAAACACAGUAAAAGAUGCUUUCAUCAAAGCAAAUAUUAAUAUCAAAGUUAUUCCUUACAAACCUUUAAACAAAGAAACUUUAGAAGAAUAUAUUUCAAAUACGGAGGAAGAUAUCAGACUUCCCAAAAACAAGAGUGAUAUUAUUAAAAGACGUUUAAUAGAAAAUACUCGUAGGAAGAUUAGCAACACUAAAAGUUGUGAUCCGUUGAAUAUCAAGGGCCUCGCUGUAGGAAGGAACAAAUCCCGGAGCUUCCGGACUACUCCCAAUAGCAAUGAUUUCGGUAAUGAAUCAAUGACAGUUACCAUUGUCAUUAUCCUCAAUUCAGACUAA